CGCAGACGCAGAGUGGCCUGGCGGGCUGGGGGACGUAGUGAUCCCACACAACCGGGCUUCCCCACUGCUACGGGGUGUUCAGUGUUUCCGGAAUAAACAUGCACCGAGAGGCCUCGGAGCCCGUGGCGGACGGGGGAGCGGAGCAGGACUGCGCGCGGGAGCCGGGCUUGGAGCCAGCCAUGGAGGAGUUGGCGGGUGAUCACGGGAACGCAGGCCAAGGGGGCCGCAAGGAAGAAAUUAAUGAUCCUAAGGAAACAUGCCUGGGUCCUUCGGACACUUCCUACCUCAGCGAGCAGAAACACAGUGGUGAUAGCUGGUCAGAUGGUCGCUUAGCACACCAAAAAGAUGACAAAGAAGAUCGUGGCCCCAGAAUUACUAAAAAUUUUCUACAAAAACUGUGCAAGAAGCACAAGCUUUAUAUUACCCCAGCACUGAACGAUACGCUGUAUUUACACUAUAAAGGCUUUGACCGCAUCGAGAACUUGGAAGAGUACACGGGGCUGCGUUGUCUCUGGCUGGAGUGCAACGGAAUACAGAAAAUCGAGAACCUAGAGGCCCAAACGGAACUGCGAUGCCUCUUCUUGCAAGUGAACUUGCUCCAUAAGAUCGAGAACCUAGAACCUCUGCAGAAACUGGAUGCUCUCAAUAUCAGCAACAAUUACAUCAAGACCAUUGAAAACCUCUCCUGCCUGCCGGUCCUCAACACGCUCCAGAUGGCCCACAACCACUUAGAGACCGUGGAAGACGUUCAGCAUCUCAAGGAGUGUUUGAAACUCUGUGUCCUUGACCUUUCCCACAACAAGCUGAGUGACCCAGAGAUCCUGAGCAUUCUUGAGAGCAUGCCCGACUUGCGUGUACUGAAUUUGAUGGGAAACCCAGUGAUCAGGAACAUCCCUAAUUAUCGAAGGACUGUCACUGUUCGACUAAAACGUUUAACAUACCUGGAUGAUAGACCAGUUUUUCCAAAGGACAGAGCUUGUGCAGAGGCCUGGGCACGAGGAGGGUACACAGCUGAGAAGGAGGAGAGACAGCAGUGGGAGAGCAGAGAGCGGAAGAAGAUCACAGACAGCAUUGAGGCCUUAGCCGCAAUCAAGCGCCAGGCAGAGGAGAGGAAACGGCAGAAAGCAAGCCAAGUGCAAGGGGAGGUGCUCACACCAGACAGUGCCGGGGACCUGGGCGCCAGUGUGGAAGGGGAGGAAGCGCCUGCAGAGGACAGAGAAAGGUGGCAGAAGACGGAGCUGUCUGUCAAGGAGAGCUUCGAGGCCAAGGACGAGCUAUUCCCAGAAAAGUCAGAAGAGUCGCGUCUCCCGGAGGAGCUGCCUGUGGAUGCUGACGGGGAGCCGGGAGGGGCGCGCCCUGCCGAGGCCCCGCCACCGAGCCCCAGAGCUGCCUGGGAAGAAUCAGCUCCCCAGACUGUGGCCACUGAAAGUGCAUCAGGUACAGAGCUCUGUGGAGCUGAAGAUUUGGAAGCCAUCAGACUGGAGACGAAGGAGAAGCUCUUCAUCGACGACCUGCCUGACUUGGAAGACGUGGAUGCGGGCGGAUCUCCGGGAGACCAGCACAAGAAGAUGUGCUUUCCAAAGAUUACAGCCAUCUCGAGCCUGAGUGACGACAGUGACCCUGAACUGGACUACACCUCACUCCCAGUGCUGGAAAACGCAUCCACAGACACCCUUUCCAAUAUAUUCGCAGUCUCCAAGGACACCUGCAGGAAGGCCGAGACGGAGACGCCCUUUACAGGCAUAUUUAAAGCAGCAGCAGAGAGGGACUUGGAAACCCACAGGAGAGACACCAAGGCCCCUCGCCCACUGAUCCAGGAGCUGGACGACGAUGAGCCUUCAGGGCGACCACCCUGGCCCCCAGCCUGCGAAAGGGAAGCCGCGCCAGCCCCGUGCAGCGAGGACAGGGAUGGGGACCUGCUUCUGGCCUCCCCUCCAGGAAACAGCCCUGAAAAGGAUGAAGUCCAGUCUGAGACGGAGCCUGAGGAGUGCCCGGAGCCCAAGGCCAGAGAAGACUGGGGCGACAUUGAAUUUGGCCUGGACUGAGCCCAGGGCAGCCCCUCUGCUCUUGGACUAACAGGGACAGGCCCUGGCCUGACCCCCCAGCAGGGGCAGGUCACCCCCUUGGCUGGGCUCCCCUUCCCUUCAAAGAGCUGCGGUUACUGAGGGCGUGCAGGGCCCCGGACGUGGAUGGCUCUGUGCUCCCUGCUCUCAAAGCGUAACACAACCCCUGGUUAUUUGCAGAAUAAACCA
Molecule: messenger RNA, 2252 nt
Organism: Balaenoptera acutorostrata (minke whale)
Lineage: Eukaryota; Metazoa; Chordata; Mammalia; Artiodactyla; Balaenopteridae
Gene: DNAAF1
Product: dynein axonemal assembly factor 1
Exons: 12
Coding region: 99-2045 (648 amino acids)
Biological process (GO): cilium assembly
Cellular component (GO): axoneme
Molecular function (GO): dynein complex binding; protein binding
Source: RefSeq, a predicted model, not a curated record